UUGUUUUCCUGGCAUACUUAACUCUAUUUUUUGUUUUUUGUUUUUUGUUUUUUUAAAAAAAACUUGUAUUAUUCCAGGGAACAACAGUAAUAACAUCACUUAUAUUAUUCUCUAUGUAUUAUUACAGGGAACACAAGUACUAACAUCAUUGACAUCAGUGCUGCAUGACAGCAAGGAGUUCCCCAACCCAGAGAUGUUUGACCCUGGCCACUUUCUAGAUGCCAAUGGAAACUUUAAGAAAAGUGACUACUUCAUGCCUUUCUCAGCAGGAAAACGGGCUUGUGCUGGAGAGGGCCUGGCCCGCAUGGAGCUGUUUCUACUCCUGACCACCAUUUUACAGAACUUUAAACUGAAAUCUCUGGUUCACCCAAAAGACAUUAAUAUGAUCCCAUUUAUGAAUGGAUUAGUUACUCUACCGCCCCAUUACCAGCUCUGCUUCAUUCCUCUCUAAAGAGAUUAUACAUUCUGACCCCUCCUGUGUUGCCUUCUGCAAUCCCCUCCAGGUCCUUAUUCACCUCCAUACUUGUCAGGGAUAAGGCAUCUUCCAUCCUGGCUCACAGAACUCCCUUUUCUGAAGGCCUAGCAAACACAUGCCAUUUCUGGAGUUAUAGCACAAAUGCACUUGUAUGUUCUCUUUUUUGUCUGAGACCUUGUGCUUAUGUUUCUCCAUUCCUGAGUUAGAAUAAAACUUCACUGGUAAAUAAUAGUUAUUAUAAGAUAAUUCCUAGUCGUGUUUUCUUUUGAAUGUUUUCAAUAAAAAUUUUAUGUGAUUUG
Molecule: messenger RNA, 774 nt
Organism: Mus pahari (shrew mouse)
Lineage: Eukaryota; Metazoa; Chordata; Mammalia; Rodentia; Muridae
Product: cytochrome P450 2C38-like
Exons: 2
Biological process (GO): xenobiotic metabolic process
Cellular component (GO): intracellular membrane-bounded organelle; cytoplasm
Molecular function (GO): oxidoreductase activity, acting on paired donors, with incorporation or reduction of molecular oxygen, reduced flavin or flavoprotein as one donor, and incorporation of one atom of oxygen; heme binding; iron ion binding
Source: RefSeq, a predicted model, not a curated record